This is a messenger RNA of Desarmillaria tabescens, 2105 nucleotides long. Its product is annotated as mid region of cactin-domain-containing protein. The record is from RefSeq and is a predicted model, not a curated record. Gene Ontology annotation, molecular function: protein binding. The coding region runs from base 36 to 2030 and encodes 664 amino acids. NCBI's taxonomy places the organism in Eukaryota, Fungi, Basidiomycota, Agaricomycetes, Agaricales, Physalacriaceae. Gene Ontology annotation, biological process: mRNA cis splicing, via spliceosome. The transcript has 10 exons. Gene Ontology annotation, cellular component: cytoplasm; spliceosomal complex.
GUCUGCUCUUCAUACACGACCGCCGAGAAUCAACAAUGGGAAGACAUUCCUCCGCGCGCUCGCUCUCUCCCAUUCGAAGGUACGAUGAACGUGAUAGGGAAACAGAGCGUUCUAAUCGUGACAGAAAAUCUGCGAGAACAGACGAUCACGACGAACGAGAUGAACGUCAUAAACGUCGUCGCAGCCGGAGCCGGAGUAGAGAGAGGGACGAUUCGUAUCGGCGUCGGGAUAGAGAUGACAGCAGGGAGCGCAGAAAAAAGCGUAAACGGGACAAGUCAGAGGAGCGUAAGGCCAGGAAGGCCGAGAAGAAGCGCAUCAAAGAGGAGGAGGAAGCUCGUCAAGUCGCUGAGCUCAGCGUUUACAGUGCAACCGAUAACCCUUUCCACGACGUCAACUUAGGGCAACAGUUCCGAUGGCAUAAGAAGAACGAAAGGGAUAAAAAGGCGGGCUUGACGUACGCCGAGUCACAGCGCCGUGAUGCCAUCCGCCGUCAGGAAGCCAAAGAAGAGCUGGAACGUCUGAACAGGAGAAGAGCUGAACGUGAGGCUGACCAGCGUCUCAGGGAGGAAGAGGAACUUCGUAUGCAACGUCUUCAAGAAUCUGCUCAGAUGUCGGAAUGGUUGUCGAAGGAGGGUGAUUUCAGGCUGGAGCAGGAGAGAAAGCGGGCUACCAUCAGGGUUCAAGAGAAGCGUGCCAAGGCCAUCGACUUUCUCGCUCUGAACUUGAAGUAUGUCAAUCCACCUGCUGAAGAGGACGACGGUGGCGAAGAGGAUGCUGGUUUGGAGAUUGACUUGGAUGAACCAUAUAAUAUUUUUGAUAACCUUACCAAUGAACAAGUGGAGGAGUUGCAUGAUGACAUCGAACGAUACUUGACGUUAGAGCAAGUCCCCGUUAACAUUGAGUUCUGGACUAACAUGAUGGUUGUCUGUAAGGAUCAGUUAGAAAGGAUCAAAGCCAACGACCGAAUGGGUAUCGAGGCUGCCGCCGCUGUUGAGACUGACAUCACCGCAUUGCUGUCCGGAAAAUCUUAUGACGAACUCAGUUCUCUCCAACGGCAAAUUCAAGACAAGUUAACGAGCGGCGAAACAGUCGACAACGAUUACUGGGAAAAUUUGCUGCGUAGGCUUCUCGUUUGGAAGGCAAAGGCAAAGCUGAAAAGUUUCCAUGAAGUGGUCGUUCGUAACCGUCUUGAACAGCUUCGCAAGCGCCAGCGUGAUGAAGCUCUUCAAGCUCAAGAAGAACUUCUUGCUGGCGUAGCGAAAUCAGCUUCUUCUAAACCUUGGAUCCCUAAAGAUGUCGAAGCAGAUGUCCCGGUUUCUGACGAUGAUGUCCGUGAUAUAGAGGAAUAUGACCGGGCAAUGAGUCCACCAUUGAUUGACAUCACAAAACUGUCAGUUGAAGACCGACAAAUUGAUAUCCUAACAGAGCAAGAAGAUCGUCGAGUUCUGUUUGAACAGCGCAGGGCUGUUGCAGCUUCGAGAUUCGUUGCCAAAGCCGUCCAGCAGAGGGUCGAAACUCAGGAUGAGGAAGCACCCAGCGGUGCUGAUCUCGCUUCGGAAGCGUUGUACAGGGCGGAGGCAGAGCGGGAGCUCGAUGAAGAGGAAGAGUUGUUUAAUCUUGAAGAGAACAUUACCAAUCCGACCAGCUAUAACUGGGAAGACAAGUAUCGCCCGCGCAAACCCAGGUAUUUCAAUCGGGUCCAUACCGGCUACGAGUGGAACAAGUACAAUCAGACUCACUAUGACACGGAUAAUCCACCUCCAAAAGUUGUCCAAGGCUACAAGUUCAACAUCUUCUAUCCUGACCUCAUUGACAAAUCGAAAGCGCCGACGUAUAAGAUUGUCAAGGAACCUGGAAAUGAAGAUACAGUUUUGCUGCAUUUCACUGCCGGUCCGCCAUACGAAGACAUUGCUUUCAGAAUCGUUAACAGGGAAUGGGAAUUUUCCCACAAACGUGGUUUCCGAAGUAGCUUUGACCGGGGCUGUCUAUCAUUGUGGUUCAACUACAGGCGCAAUUUCUACCGCAAGUAGUACGAAGGGUAUAUAGCAAUCUUUGUAUAACAUGUCUGCGGUUAUUUAAUAGUGGCCUCUUCAUUCUACCGUCGC